Molecule: messenger RNA, 1208 nt
Organism: Somion occarium
Lineage: Eukaryota; Fungi; Basidiomycota; Agaricomycetes; Polyporales; Cerrenaceae
Source: the annotation of a GenBank genome assembly
AUUCCGAGGAAUUUGCUCUAUUCCUGCACGCUGAGCUUCUUCCACCCUUAAAUACACAGGAGGAUAUGGCUCGUACUCUAGACCUUUCGUAAUGAAGAUUUUCUGUCUCUUGCUUGGAUUGUUCGUCUCAUUCGCGUUUGCUCUCACAUACCAUGGCUCGGACCUGUCAUCUCUUGCCAUUGUGGAAAAGAAUGGCGUAUCCUUCAGCGACAACGGAAAUAAGGCACCUUUUGAAACUAUUCUACGCAACCAUGGAAGCAACGCUGCACGAAUUAGGAUCUGGACAGCUGGAGACUAUAGCCUGGAUUAUGGUCUUGCCCUCGCCAAGCGGGUCAAGGCUGCUGGCAUGACGCUGGUAGUUGACCUUCACUUUAGUGAUACAUGGGCGGAUCCUGGCAAGCAAGGAAUUCCUUCGAGCUGGCCAAAAGAUCUCAAUGGUCUCAAUACCCAAAUCUAUACGUAUACUCAGAGUCUGGUCAAGUCAUUCGCGUCCCAGGGCACCCCAAUCGACAUUUUGCAGGUUGGAAAUGAGAUCAACAAUGGCCUCCUCUGGCCUGUUGGUCAGAUCUCCGUGAACGGUAUCAAUCCUGUCUCUCAGCUUCUCCAUUCAGCCAUCAAUGGAACCAAGUCAUCGGGUUCGCCCAAGAUCCUUAUUCAUCUUGCCAACGGUUGGGACUGGACCGACCUCAAUUGGUGGUUCUCUAACGUCUUCAUCCAAGGCGCACUCUCCACAUCCGAUGUGGAUAUCAUCGGUGUCUCUUUCUACCCGUUCUAUGACUCUGGUGCUACGCUGAGUGCGCUCAAGUCAUCCCUAACCAAUCUCGCCAACAAACUUGGAAAACCAAUUGUGGUGGCUGAGACGGACUGGCCAGUGUCCUGUCCUGGAGUGAAAUUGACAGAGCCAAGCAUUUCUAUUUCUGCUGCGGGGCAGGAAACUUGGAUUACCGAUAUCAGGAAUAUUCUUGCUGGAUUGCCGAACGGCCUUGGUCAGGGUAUUUUCUACUGGGAGCCCGGUUGGGUGGGAAGCGCUAAUCUUGGGUCAGGAUGCAGCGAUAACCUGGUGGUAGACUCGAAGGGUAAUACGAGAACGUCCAUAAAUAUUUUCAACGACAUGUAGUCCAAACGUGUACAAAACCAACAUCAGCAAGAUAGUUGGGAAAUAUCUAUGGUGGCUUGUUCAAUCAUCGCGCUGAAACUAAAAUGUCUUC